GGGCGCUCCAUCCUGCAGGCAGACUUGCACAGAUCUGGGCAGAGUGCUCAGUCAGCGCUACAUGUAUAUCACACACGCCCACAUUAAUGAGUGCACACCACCGGCUGCAACAUCCAGCCGACUUCACCUGAAUCAGCAAAGCGAGGAACAAAACCACAGAACAAUGCGCGCAUAUUGCAUUAUGCGAUACCGCAGGUUAUUACUACUUUUGCGCUCUUUCAGGAGGUAAUGGGGGAGGUGUAAGCUUGCAUGCUAUCAACAUGGAUUGCCUUUUUCUUCUGAUAUGGACUUUACCCAUCCCGCUGGUCGGCUGCAACUCAGUCAAGCUUCUCUCCACCCUCUUGUCCUGGAAUAUCAUCAAGACGCUGCACAUUUGCUGCACAGGCACCUCACACGCCGCGUCGGCCAGCUAUUCUUCCAGCGACAGCCACGGAUUAAAUCAUGACUACAUGUUUGUAACUCCAGUUGAGGUGGACUCUGAGGGAGGAUACCUGACCCACGAUGUGACCAGGCGAAGCCAUCGCAGCAGGAGGUCCCUCUCUCCUUCUCUACAUUAUCGGCUCUCUGCCUUCGGGCAGGACAUGCACCUGGACCUGCAUCUGUCCUAUGUAGUUGGCCCGGGGUUCACCGUGCAGAUGCUCGGCUUGGACGGCAUUGCCACAGUGAUGGAUGACACGGGGUUUGACAACUGCCUGUACCAGGGAUUCAUCCGUAACCUGUCGGCCUCCUCAGCAGCUAUAUCGACAUGUUCUGGACUGUCUGGUUUGAUCCGUGUGUCGCAGGAGGAGUAUUUGAUCACCCCACUACCCCAACAUCUGGCCAAACAGCACAACUACAGCGCCCCCAGUGGUCACCACCCACAUGUAGUGUACAAACGCUCAGCUGAACACAUUGUGCACAGAAGCUCUAGCAGCCCGUCUAGCACCAGUUCUAUCAGACCUGUCAAUCUGUAUCUUCACCAGCAUCACCAUGACUACCAGCAUGGGAAGCUGCAGAGGCAACACUUCUGCGGACACCGCAAGCAAUACACUCCCAAGCCUCCCACUGAGGACCGUUUCAUUAUGCCUGAUGAAUUUGUGGUGCCUGAGGUGGAAGGGCCAGGAAGAGCAAAGAGAUCACCCAUCAACUCUAACAGGGUGGGAGGUCUGAAUGUGGAGACCCUGGUGGUCGCAGACAGGAAGCUGCUGGAGAAACACGGCAGGGACAAUGUCACCACCUACAUCCUCACUGUCAUGAACAUGGUUUCCAGUCUUUUCAAAGAUGGCACCAUUGGGACAGACAUCAACAUAGUGGUUGUUAGCCUGUUACUGCUGGAACAGGACCCACUGGGCUUGAACUUAAAUCACCAUGCUGACCAGUCCCUCAACAGUUUCUGUCAGUGGCAGUCAGGUUUGGUGGGGAAAGGUGGUAAACGGCAUGACCAUGCUGUUCUCCUCACCGGGCUGGACAUCUGCUCCUGGAAGAACGAGCCCUGUGACACGCUUGGCUUUGCCCCCAUCAGUGGCAUGUGUAGUAAGUACAGGAGUUGUACCAUCAAUGAGGACACAGGACUCGGCUUGGCAUUCACCAUUGCUCAUGAGUCGGGACACAAUUUUGGGAUGAUCCAUGAUGGGGAGGGCAACACUUGUCGCAAGACGGAGGGUAAUAUUAUGUCUCCUACUCUGGCUGGAAACAAUGGGGUCUUCUCCUGGUCCAUCUGCAGUCGUCAGUACCUCAGUCGCUUCCUUGGAACAGCCCAGGCAUCCUGUCUGGUGGAUGAGCCCAAGCAGAUUGGUCAGUACAAGUACCCUGAACAGCUUCCUGGGCAGCUGUAUGACGCAGACACACAGUGCAAGUGGCAGUUUGGUUUCAAGGCCAAGCUGUGCAGUCUAGAUUUUGUCAAGGACAUCUGCAAGUCACUGUGGUGUCAUCACGCAGGACACCGGUGUGAGACUAAGUUCAUGCCUGCUGCUGAAGGCACUAGCUGUGGUCCUGAUAUGUGGUGUCGGAGGGGUCAGUGUGUUAAAUAUGGGGAGCAUGGUCCCCGGGCGGUCCAUGGCCAGUGGUCAGCCUGGUCCCAGUGGUCUGACUGCUCCAGAACCUGUGGAGGAGGGGUCAUGUACAGAGAGCGCUUCUGUAGCAGCCCAAGGCCACAGAACAAUGGUAAAUUUUGUCCCGGCUCUAGCCGCCUCAACCAGCUGUGUAACACUCGGCCAUGCCCUUUCAAUGCCGUGGACUUUCGGGCCCAGCAGUGUGCUGAGCACAACAGCAAGCCCUUCAGGGGCUGGUACUAUAAGUGGAAGCCCUACACCAAAGUGGAUGAUGAAGACAUCUGUAAACUGUACUGCAUUGCAGAAGACUUUGACUUCUUCUUCGCUAUGUCCAGCAAAGUCAAAGAUGGCACCUCCUGCUCGGAUUACAAUGAGGAUGUCUGCAUUGAUGGAGUGUGUGAGGCAGUGGGUUGUGACCACAUUCUGGGUUCCAAGGCCACUAUGGAUGCUUGUGGAGUCUGUAAGGGAGACAACUCUACUUGCAAGAUUUUCAAGGGCCAAUAUACCCUUCAACACAAGGCUAAUGAGUAUUAUUCUAUGGUAACAGUCCCAGCUGGGGCACGAAGCAUUCACAUUCAGGAAAUACAGGUUUCCACCAGCUACCUGGCCAUUCGGUCUUUGAACAGGAAGUACUACCUUACUGGGGAAUGGACUGUAGACUGGCCCGGGAAGUUCUACUUUGGUGGGACUGUGUUUGACUACCAGCGCUCUUUCAACAAGCCAGAGAGCCUGUAUGCCCCUGGACCUACUAAUGAAACACUGGUAUUUGAAAUCCUUCUGCAGGGAAAGAACCUGGGUGUGCUGUGGGAGUACACUUUGCCUCGGACCGAGAGAAAACCUGACUACAGCUGGGGUGUGGUGCAUUCAGACUGCUCUGCUCCCUGUGCUGGAGGUCGUAUUUCAACCAAGGCUAUCUGUCUGCAGGACCAGAAGGUGCAGGUCAACUCCACCGUGUGCAAUCCUCACACAAGACCAACACUGGGUUCCCAUCUCUGCAACACACAGCCCUGCCCUGCAUAUUGGGAAACAGGAGACUGGGGGCCCUGCAGUCUCUCGUGUGGAGGAGGUCAGCAGGCAAGGACAUUACGUUGCCUGAGGAAGGUGACCUACCAGAGGCAAGAGGUGGUGACACACUCCCUCUGCCCUGUCAUCUCCCCUGCUCAGGUCCAACCCUGCCACACCCAGCCCUGCCCGCCAGAGUGGAGCACUGGAUCUUGGUCACAGUGCUCCAAGACAUGUGGGCGUGGACUGAGAAAGCGAAGUGUGUUUUGCAGUAGCACGGAUCCUGGGGCCAAAGCGGUGGUGGUGCCCGACAGCAUGUGCAGACAGAACCACCAACCCAAAGCCCAAGAGACCUGUGUCCUGCGGCGUUGCCCAAAAAAUGAAAGGCUGCAGUGGAUCCCCGCCCCCUGGGGCGAGUGCUCCAGGUCUUGUGGUCCAGGCAUCCAGAAGAGAGAGAUUUGCUGUGGAGAGAAGGACUUCCGGGGAGGGUAUGUGGAGUUCCCCAUACGGAGAUGCAGACAUUUGGCCAAACCUUUAGUGGAUCUCCAACAGGACUGCAACCGAGGUCCAUGCCCAGAGCUCCCUCAGGUUGUCUCUGGCAGAACAACCGCCAGUGCUGUGGUCCUAGGCUGGUACUCCUCUCCCUGGCAACAGUGCUCUGUGUCCUGUGGCGGAGGGGUCCAGACUCGGUCCAUCCAGUGUCUCCGGCAAGGUCGUCCUGCAGCUGGCUGCGUGCCCCACCAGAGACCUGUCACUUCCAGGGCGUGCAACACGCACUUCUGCACUGCCGCUCUCCCAGCACAAUACCCUAGCCGGGUCAGAGCUGCCGGACCGACACUGAAAGAUGAGUACUGCGUGGACCAUUUCAGGUGGUGCCACUUGGUUCCAAAGCAUGGCGUAUGCAGCCACAAGUUCUAUGGACAGCAGUGCUGCAAGUCCUGCUCCAGCAACAGGCCAUAGAGCUCUGACAGCUCUGGGUCUGUGGCUUCUGGCCAAACAACACUGCAGAGGCCAUUCAGGGGCAGUUACUCACAACACAAGGAACUGUGCUCAACUACAUGUGUUUUCUUCCUGGAGUACUUGACUAAUGAAUUUUGUUAAAGAAGGCAAUGUGGCUGCUCAUCUGCUAAAGCAGCAGCAUCAACUCACUGCUUGCAUUGGAAAUGGAAAGACAGUGCAACUAAAAACUCAUUGCUAUAAAAUAUAGUUGUCAUUUUGUAGAGUGUUUUCCUGUUAAAACCUUUGAAACUACAAGCCAUCAAGGGAACAGGAAAGGUUUAUAGAGUUUUUAGCUAGCUUAUAUGUUGUAUGUUUAAAGAAGUCUGGUUUCAUACGCCUUUAUUUAAGUUAUUAUGGUUCGUAAUAUAUGAUUUACAUUUUAUCAGGUGUACAGUGGAUCUGUGACGUUAUUUCUGUUUGGACACACCAUAGGAUUUGUGCUAGUCACCCUUGGAUCCACGUUGUGAGAUGCAUUAUUAGGCAAUGCUCAGAAUGUCCUCUGCACUUCUUCACACAUUCUCCGCUUGUCAUGUUUGCUGCUGCUGAAUACAUUUUUCCUUUCGUUCAUGUAAACACUAUGAAAACAUGUACAUCUGUGUAUGUUAAACAUUAUAUUCAGUCACAUUGUAAGUGGUCAUUUUUCUCUCUCCUAUAUCCUUAUGGUAAUACAGCUAUUAAUCAUCUAUUCAUCUUUCUUUUCUUCCCUGCAUUCUCUUUAUUGGCUAUUGCCACGGUGAGUGGAAUAAUGAACAGUGUUGCCUACAG
Messenger RNA from Monopterus albus (swamp eel), 4796 nucleotides. RefSeq names its product ADAM metallopeptidase with thrombospondin type 1 motif, 18 (gene adamts18). Gene Ontology annotation, biological process: extracellular matrix organization; proteolysis. Gene Ontology annotation, molecular function: metalloendopeptidase activity. The transcript has 24 exons. Bases 261 to 3992 code for a protein of 1243 amino acids. NCBI's taxonomy places the organism in Eukaryota, Metazoa, Chordata, Actinopteri, Synbranchiformes, Synbranchidae. The record is from RefSeq and is a predicted model, not a curated record. Gene Ontology annotation, cellular component: extracellular matrix.